This is a messenger RNA of Dreissena polymorpha, 4897 nucleotides long. RefSeq lists its product as uncharacterized. Gene Ontology annotation, molecular function: zinc ion binding. Lineage: Eukaryota; Metazoa; Mollusca; Bivalvia; Myida; Dreissenidae. The record is from RefSeq and is a predicted model, not a curated record. The coding region runs from base 1 to 672 and encodes 223 amino acids. The transcript is spliced from 2 exons.
AUGGAUUUUAUAAUAACAUCGGCGAAUUUAAUUCCAAUAAAUAAUAAAACAAGUGUCGAGGAUGUGUUGAACUAUUCCAAAGUAGAAAUUCAAGCGUUUUUACGCGCAAAUAAUGUUAAAAUUAGUGAAAGCAAGUUGACACUUGCCCAACGGGUAGUAGAUACGAUCGGAUCGCGGUGUGACAUUGUGUCGGAUUGUGCACCACAGUCGUCAUCUUGUGGUGUUGAAACUCCCGAAAUAGCUGUGCUCCGAGCAGGAUGGACUGGGACUUCAUGUCAUUUCCCUACAGUGAAGCUUAGCGACAUCGAGAGCUACUUACUGCACAGUAGCCACCGCACAGAAGAUGCCGAAAAAAUGCAGUGCUACAGACAAAACAUCAGGGGUCUCAAUUUUUAUAAAGAAGGAUUUAUCAACAAAAUUAUGAUAAAUUUCAUAAGCGACAGCAGCAAGCACUGCUACAUUCACUCCAAAUGUUAUCCUUCAAUGCAGCAAGGUGUCUAUAAGCAAUGGAUUUUAAUGACCAAGGAGAGACCCUUUAAAGUUGUGAAGGCAUACUGCACAUGCCCUGCAGGAUGUGGAGAGGGAUGCACACACAUUGCUGGCCUGCUGUUUGCGCUUGAAGGGAGACCACCUUCAGACGAGCUUGAAGAUGAAGCCUGCACAUUGAAUUGAAAUGAACAUUGCAGAAAAAGUGUCGAUAUUGCUUAUAUUCGUCCAUAUCCGCACUUUUCGGUCAUAUCCGCGGAUAUGAGUCAUAUACGCAUUUUAGACGGACCGCUUUUUACCCGGGAUACUCGUGAUACCUUCCCGAAUGGGAGACAACUUCUUAAUUACGAAAAGACCGAAUAUGGCGACGUCCAUGCCGAGGAAGGUAUUUUAUCCCAUCAUCUGACGUGCAUUGUCGAAAUAAACCACUGUGGAAUAAAUUUUCCUCUAUUUCGGCAGUGCUGAAAUAUAGCUGUCACGCGCGGCGGAGAAUGGUCAUAUUUCUCGGAAUCAACUAUAAAGUAAUCAUUUUAGUAAAAUCGAAUCAGAUUCAACAAAACAAACAAUUUGAUACCAAGAUGUAAUAUAUUUUUAACACAUAAUGCAACUCAAAAAGCAAAAAAAAAACAUUAUUUACAAAUAUUACGUGCGCGUACUCGUGACGUCAUUAUUAACACGUCAUACGACACAAUGCAUGUUCUUUCACGCUAAAGCUGCAGUUGUUUAGUGUUUUUUUUUCCAUUAUUUCUUAAAAAUCGGGGACGUAGAGGUAUGAUAAACAGAAAAACAGGUUAGUUACUGAUCUUUUUGUAAUGUAGUAGGCUCGGCACGAUUAAAAUAAUGAAACAAUGUUUGCUUAAAAUAACUUUGGGAUUUUCCGUGUAGUUCGAUUUUCCUAUUCUAUUUUUAAAGAAAUAAUUUACGACUAAGAAAAUUGAUGGGAUAAAUCGCAUACUAGGUCGGUGCCGAAUAAAGCAAAGUUUAUUUUGCUCGGCACGAAAAUCUGAACCAAUCGCCAAGGCUCUUGGUUCAGAUUUUCUAAGCCUCGCAAAAUAAACUUUGCUUUAUUCGGCACCGACCUAGUAUUCUCUAUUUUCGCCGUUUUAUACCGUUUAUUUUUUGUAUUAUUUUUUAAAUAACGCUCACUCUCAAGCCAUAUCAGCAAAAGUUACUAGCGUUUAUUCGUAUAAAUAUUCGCUAUACAUGUAUAUCUCGACUUUAUUCGCUGCGCAAUUUCUUAGCGGGAUGACCUAAUUACAGCUUAGAAAAUUUGCGAAGAGUAAAGUCGAGAUAUAAAGCGAUUUGAUACGAAAUAAACGCUAAUCAUCUUUUUCAUGAUAUGCCUGGAAAGUGAGCGUCAUUUAAAAAAUAAACAAAAGUAAUAAAGGCUAAGAAACGGCAAACAUAAUUGCCUCGGCAUGGGCGUCGCCAUCUUGACUUUCACGUGAUUAUCCCCUCUGUUUACUAAAGUUGUAUAGAUAUUAUGUUCAAUGUGCAGAAUCAAAGGGGUUUCCCGGGUUUUACACACGGGCUGGAAAGAAUGAAAACACACCGUAAAGAACUUUAUUUUUGCAAAUAUCUCAAGUUAUGAAAUGCAUUUGCAAAAAUCUUCAGUACAUGAAAGACAGUUUCAUUGCAGUGUGUGCCGAUACAUUAAUAAAUCUUUGAAUGCGUCUGAAAUCUUUGACAAAUUCACGUUGCGCGAAUCAUAACGUGUACAAUGAAUGCAGUAGACACGGAUUUUUUUAACUAGAAAAACAGGCUUAUUAAAUAAAGUAAUUCCAAUAUAUUUCACAUUACCAUAAGCAGCAUAAAAAUCUAUCUUUUAUGCACUAGUUGAAAUUCUUCAGAAAAAUAAUUUUAAAAAGUUAUUUGAAAUAAAGCCCCACUUACCGUCGUGUAUACAUCCAUUAGAGUUAAAAGGGGGAACCUUGCAAAGUCACGUGAUCCUGAAGUUCCUGAACCCUGUGUUUCGCUUCCGAAGAUAAUUUCUGCGUGGCACAGUGCUGGCGCAUCUGCUUACCCAUUUUUGACGACACGGGUUCGAAUAACGGCGCCGGCAGUGUGUUUUUUUCAACUUGUUUUUACAAUAAUUAUUUUAGUUGUAUUAAAACAUUUGAGAUUUGAAAAUAACCCUUUCUAAUGACAUUUGAAAAAACGCCAACAUCUGUUUUGAUUAAAUUAUCGUAGUUCCACAACUUGUUUAAUUGAUGCUAGUAUUCCAAUAAAUAGGGUCCUAAUAUUUUUUGCUGACUUUUUGCAUACUCAUUUAUGUGUUUUUAACAAAGUGAAUUUCGUCGUAUUUGAAUUUGAAAUAACAUACUUUUUCAAUGUUUUUAUUUAUGGGGUACCAGGGUGCAGGGUCACGUGACUUUUGGGGAUUCCCAAUUAAACGUUAAUGGAUUUAAACACACCUGUCAUUGGUGCUUUUUUCUAUAUAACUGUUUAAAACAACUUUUCUUGAUCAUAGCAACUAUGGCAAUGUGAAAUCGUCAGAAUUACUUUAUUUUUAUAAGCUUGUGUUCUUGUUCAAAAAUUAUAUGUGUAAUGCGUUUAUUUUGUUAAUAUGCGAUUAGAAAAUAUUUGAAUAAUUUGAAUACUGAUUUAAAACUUCAGAACGUGUGCUCCAACAUACAACGUGUAUUUAAUAUAUUGCGUAUGAAAUGAAGUCGGUUAAAAUAACAACAACAACAACAACACAAAAAUAUCAACAACGCAGUGAAUCUUUUUUCCGUGCGUCCCGCGUGCCAAACGCACCUUUUUUUCUGGGGACGCAUCAUUCUCAAACAUGUGCGUUUUCGGGACGCAUUGUUUAAAAACUCCGAUUCUCAACAUCGUCAAAGUUGUACAUGAUACCGAGUACGAUUCGUGGAUAUAAGCAAAAAUUUGAUCCUCAACAAUUAAAACUCGCUGUGUAGAUAUUUUUCGAUAACGCAGCCUCGAUGUAAACCAUGUGGUUUAAAUAUGAAGAAUAAACGGCGGAAAACACAGUUUUCGUUCGUCUGUUGUGAGCGCAGACAGUUAUUAUUUAUAUAGUAAAGCGAUGUUAUUAUACUAUUUUUGGAUUAAUUGAGCAGUGUUGUUUUUUCUAAAGUGACAUUUAAAAUUUGCUAGUUCUGAAAUAAAUAGCAUUAUUUUUAUACGGUACAUACAUAAUAGUGAUACAGAUCGUACAGUAUUCCGUCCUAUGUUACGUAGAAUGUAAGUACAACACAGACAUCUACUGUUCAUACUGCAGGAUGUGAGAGGGGGGUUUUCUAUACAGAAUAAGGUCUUGACCAAAUUCAUGAACAGGUUUACUGUAGGGAAACAAGAAAAACUCAUGAGAGUGCAGUUGUGCAAUUUUGCCCGGAAUGAAUUUGUGGAAAAAGCUCUCCCUGUUUGGAGAAAUAACAAGGCGAGAAGGCUAUACACCUUUAAUACAGUAUGAGAGUUGUUACACUUAAUCUGUAUUGAAGUUCUAAACCUUUUGACCAAAGGAGAAAUUGUAUUUUGUCACACUGUUUGAAAGGGCUAAUUUUGAUCAAAAAAUUAUAAACUCUAGUCAACCAUUUAUUUAAAGUCUAGUCAGUCCAAACUGUUAAAGUAGUAAAAAGUUCUCUGUUUAAGAUGUUAUAUGUUUCACUGUUUGUUAUUAAAAGUAAAACAAAUAAAGAUUUUACUUGCUAUAAACCUAUUUCUGUUUUUAGCUGUCAAAUUGCAUAAAAGAGACCCUGGCUAAGGUGUAUCAUGUUAAGUAGAUUAUUUGUAACGAAUUUACAAAGACACAAUCUGGGACCCAUUGUUUUCAGUUUGGACCCAUUUUUUUCAAAAUAUGCGAGUCCCAGGGACUCAUUGAUGUAGAUUUCAAAAUGAAUCACUGCAACGAAUUGGAAAUGAAGCGAUCCUAACAGUUUAAUAAAUAGUAACAAACAAAAACAAGAAAACCAAAGAUUUAAUUUUGACGUUAAAUUCCGAGUGAAAAAGUCGUUAGCUGUAAAUAGAAAUUAUUUAAUGAUAAGGUUAAUGAAACCAAGAGCAUACAUAAAAUUCUAGCCAAUCAGAAAUUAAAUUUACAUCCAGGCAUUUACUGGCUCGCAAAAUACCAAGCUCCCUUGAUACAUUUGUAAGAUUUUCCGAGGAUAAAGGAUGGUUUUCAAUAUUUCACCACUUGUUGUUUCAUGUAUUUGUAAUUUAUUUAAAUUUUGAUAGCCUUUUCAUUCAAUCAACUUUUACUGCAGCAGAAACUUCACUGUAUAUUGCCAAUAGACUUUUAACGUCGUUGGUGCUCUCGUUACUCGCUGAAAAAAACAUGCCUUGUCGAAACCUAGUGUAUUUUAUAUAUGUUUAACAUAUUUAACCCAAUAAUUGUUUUCGGGAUAAAGUAAAAGAUCAUGUAAUAUCAUAUUAUAAUAAAUUUUAAUAUAGUUAA